This is a messenger RNA of Raphanus sativus (radish), 1571 nucleotides long. Its product is annotated as tRNA-specific adenosine deaminase TAD3. The transcript has 10 exons. Gene Ontology annotation, cellular component: nucleus; cytoplasm. Gene Ontology annotation, biological process: tRNA wobble adenosine to inosine editing. Gene Ontology annotation, molecular function: tRNA-specific adenosine-34 deaminase activity. Bases 184 to 1428 code for a protein of 414 amino acids. The record is from RefSeq and is a predicted model, not a curated record. NCBI's taxonomy places the organism in Eukaryota, Viridiplantae, Streptophyta, Magnoliopsida, Brassicales, Brassicaceae.
AUAAAUUUGAUAAAUUUCCACAAAGAUCAAACGGCGUCGUGGCGAGGGUGCUGCUCUCUCGUCCUCUCUUCAACCUUUUCAUGAACUCUUUCCUUGUUUGAAACCCCUAUUCUGUGUUCAAAAAAAAAAAACCCCUAUUCAUCCAAGCUCCACCUAUCUGCAGUUCAGGCUGAGGUAAGGAAUAUGGAUUCAGAUACAUGGGAGAUCAUCCAUAUACCUGAUAAGCCUACAUUCUCACCUGAGCAUCAGCCUACUUUGAAGGUGUUUGCGAGUGUAAUCAAACCCAAGUUUGCCAAUACUAUUGUGAGGCAGUUAUGUAAGAUUGCUCCUCUAGAAGAUCUUCGUCAUGUAAAAAGGGUGCGGAAGAAGCUUCUUCCAGAUCACGGUGAACCUCAGUUAACUGUCAUCUUAUGUCUAGCACCUGAGGACAACGAUCAUCUGAACGAUAUGCCACCUGAUGUACUUAAACUUGUCGACCCGUAUGAGUUGAGUCCUUUUAUUACACAAGUUUGCAAAUAUGCUGCCGUGUCGAAAGAAGAGUGGGAAGAACAAUGUAAAAUAUGGCCAACCUCGUUUCAUCCCCCAACCUACAAUAUAGAUGGCAUUGGUGGAUUCAGUGAGGAGGACACACAAUCAAUCUGCAAGUUCAUGAGAGUUGCUAUUGAUUUGGCCGUAUCUGGUCAUAAGCCACUUGUAAAUGCUGCAGUGAUAGUUGAUCCUUCGGUUAGGAAAAUAAUAGCUAGUGAAACUGAUCAAGCAUAUCCAUCCUCUGCUCCUCACGACAUGACCAGCGCAGAGACCAUAUCUAAUCACUGUCAGAGUAUUGACAGAAUGAGUAACGUUAGCUCGGAGAUAUGGUUAAACGGCAUACUUGAGAAACUGAAUGGUUCAUUUUCUACUGUUGCUUGUCUGAAUCCUUGGCACUGGAGUUUGCAGUCACAUGACAGUGAUAGCCAAUGGCACCCUUUAACGCAUGCUUCUAUGGUUGCUAUUGAUUCUUCUUCCGCAAGAGAUAGGUAUCUGUUUCCCAACUCAACAGAUAGUUUCAUUCCUGAUCAUUCUCAGCCCUCAGAUGCUGAUUGUCCAGCUAAAAAACAGAAAACAAACAGUCACAGUCCAGAGGUCUUAAAUGGCAACAAGGAAGCUCUUAGAGAUCCUUCAAUAGAAAAGCCUUACCUCUGCACCGGUUAUGACAUUUUCUUGGUUUGGGAGCCUUGUACAAUGUGUGCUAUGGCGCUUGUGCAUCAAAGAAUAAAACGAAUCUUCUAUGCUUUUCCAAACCCCACAGCAGGCGGUCUCGGAAGUGUUUAUAGACUGCAAGGAGAAAAGAGUUUAAAUCACCACUAUGCAGUGUUCAGAGUUUUGCUGCCAGGGGGUGCCCAUAAUGCACUACAUCAACAUCUUAAACACGUUACAGCCGAGUCAUGAUGAUUGUAUUACAAGUUCUGAUUUAGUAAGCUGCUUCUUUGUUCUUAACUUGUUUUUUACUAUGUAGUUGUCAGAAAACCUGUAUUUUAGGGAAACAACAUAAACGUGAAAGAACUUUAUAAGAAACUUAUUUUUACUGGUUA